Molecule: messenger RNA, 1684 nt
Organism: Paraglomus occultum
Lineage: Eukaryota; Fungi; Glomeromycota; Glomeromycetes; Paraglomerales; Paraglomeraceae
Source: the annotation of a GenBank genome assembly
AUGACAAGAUUGCACGGACAGAAAACUAACUUUGAAGCAUCUGCGUAUGUCUACAGAUACAAACCAAAAAAGACAUCAACCAAAAAACUUUAUAAAAACGCGGAUCGUCAUUGCCAAUACGAGAAACUAGUUGAUAGGGGAAUCUCAAUCGAGGAGAGUCGGAUAGAGAGCGAUCUAGAUAAUGUGAUGGAAGCUGCAUCACCAGUAGAAAUGUUCGAACCAUGUAAUGACUUUAUGGAUAUUGAAACCGAUCGAGACGUCAAUAUCACUGUCUGCGAUCAAGCAGCAGGGAACAUGAAUGAGUUUGACGGGCCUUACGGUCCUUACUUUCCAAAUUUUACCGCUACUAUGCUUUUUAUUUGGGUGACCAAACAUAUGAUUUCGACUGCUGCAUAUGAAGAUCUCGUACAGAUCCUUCAGCAUGAGGAAUUUAAAGUAGAUGACAUUGUAUCUAAUGUGAGACGUUUACGCAAAUGGAGAAAUAGACUACCAUUAUCAAAGAUCCAUAGCCAUGAAAUUGCAAUAGCGACAAAAAAUACCCCAUCAACUGCGAUACCAGCAAAAAGUGCUUAUACCAUGUCAUUGCGGGAAACCAUAGAGCGUGUACUCAGUAAUCCUCAACUUUCUUCGAAAAUGUAUUUUGGGUGCGGUAUCGAAACGGAGGAGAAAAAAGAACUUUGGCAUGGUGAAAUUUGGAAGGAAUCGCCUCUAUUUGGAAAAGAGCAUUUGGAGAUUAACGGAGGUGAUUUUAUACAUUGUCGCCAACGAAUGGAAUCACGAAGUCGGGACAUUUUUGCUCGUGUUAGAUCAAUCGUUGAGAUGGAAAGAGAAUUUUGCUUGAAGGUUGAUGAACUGCUCACAUAUUCACAAAUUCCUGGACACCUUCAUAGUUCAAGACGAGCAGUAAAUCAGAAUAAAUUGUUAUGGUUGGUUGAAGAUUUUUCCUUUGUAGUCAAAAAAGGAGAUGUCAUAGGAAAAGUCAAUGUUUGGUUAUAUGACAAUCCAGCACCGGCAAAAUACGAUUUUAUUGUAAUGGAAAUUCUGUAUCGCUUGAACAAUACUUGGAAAGUACGUAAAAUCUCCCAAAGGCAUAAAUUGCCAUCUGAAUAUAUUACAAAUAUACGGCAUCCUCCAUCGAAUGUACCAAUUAGAAAAUUUUUCUUGGACAUAUAUAUUGACGAUUUCGGGACAUAUAGAAACGUCUACCAUGCACUCGGUGGUGUUUAUUUACAGUUUGGUAAUAUGCCGCAGAGACUAAGAAAACAACUAAAGAAUCAUUUUUUGCUUGGGUUUGUGCCGUUUGGGGGUAAUGUUUACGAAUUUCUCGGACCAAUUCGUGAAGAGAUUAGAGCACUUGAACAUGGUUACAUGAUCAACAUUAGCACGGGAAAUUAUUGGGUCAUGGGAGGCGUUGGGUGCAUUACUGCAGAUCUUCCUCAAGGAAACGAUUUGGCUGGCAUUAAGAGACAUAAUGCAAAUUUUGGUUGUCGCACUUGCCAUGCACACCAAAAUCAAUUGACAGAAAGUCGUUUUGAUUACAUAGCUAAUGCACGUUUUAAACAUGUGACUGAUAACCAGUAUGCAGAAGUAAUGGAGCUACCGACUAUAAGCGCUAGAGAACGGUGUGCUACUAAAUAUGGAAUAUCUGUAGAUCGGCAUCCAUUAGAAAACAUAAUGUGGGAUU